Passer domesticus (house sparrow) is the source of this 4153-nucleotide messenger RNA. It is a transcript of the gene SENP6, whose product is annotated as SUMO specific peptidase 6. Gene Ontology annotation, cellular component: nucleus; cytoplasm. Gene Ontology annotation, molecular function: SUMO-specific endopeptidase activity. Bases 138 to 3830 code for a protein of 1230 amino acids. NCBI's taxonomy places the organism in Eukaryota, Metazoa, Chordata, Aves, Passeriformes, Passeridae. Gene Ontology annotation, biological process: protein desumoylation; regulation of kinetochore assembly; regulation of spindle assembly. The transcript has 26 exons. The record is from RefSeq and is a predicted model, not a curated record.
GGGCCUCGGCGGUAGUGCCGCCGUUGCGGGUCAGCCACCCAGCCUUCCGCAGUGGGGGCGGGCAGGCCGGGGGAAGGGCCGGGCCCCGCCGCCGCGCUGGGCGAUGGAGUGAGGGAGCGCUGCGCGGCAGCGGGAAGAUGGCCGGUGGCGGCGGCGGCGGCUGCAGAGACAGCUUGUUUCUGGAAGCUUUGGAUAGAUCACAGUCCAAGAGAGAUGGAGGUUUUAAAAGUAAUUGGAGCUUUGAUCAUGCAGAAGAAAGUGAAGGAGAUGCAGAGAAAGACGAGGCAAAUCUGCUCAGUUUAGAUGACAGUGAUGGGUCUUUCAGUCCCAGUGAAGAAAAAAAGUCAGUUCGUUGUCGACCUGGAACUAUCGGCGGCAGCAGCGAUGCCAUAAAAGCAUACACAAGGCGAGGCAAAGCUGGAGGUUUCAAACUUCUAAAAGGGAACGCAAUCGGCCUCAACAUGAUGGGAAAUAGCAAGAAACUGAGUGAAAAUGCUCAGAAUAUAUCUGGUCCUGUAACUGUGGUACAUGGCAGACGUUUUCACCACGCACACGCACAAACAACCGUAGUAAAAACAGCAGCCCAAAGCAAUCUGGACCGAAAGGAAAGAAAAGAAUACCCACCUCAGCUUCAGAAAGUGGAGGCAGACCACAUUAGAUUACCACGGUCUCAAGGAGUGGACAGUGUAAUGGAGAACACAGAUGACUCAGAAUCAGAAUCUGAUGUUAAAAGAAAGGUGCGACAGAAAGGUCAUUGCAAUUCAUAUCAAUCUGACUUGAGUCCAUCUUCUGCUACAAAAAAAUGCUUAACUCAGUCAAAGCUUUUGGAACAGGUUGAUUAUUCUACUGAAUGCCCAAAUUGUGGGAGGGCAAAUGAAAAUCAGACCAAAUGCCGACAUUGUGAAAGUGCUUCUCUAAAGGAUUUGCAAAGAGUCUCCAGACAAACUGUAACGUUGAGUGAAUCUGUGGGACCUUUAUCACGUUCUUCAAUACAUCAGAAUUCAGCAGGGCAAAAAUCUUCAGGUACAGGGUUCAGCACGAAGAAGUUUUAUAGUUCUGCUGUUGGAAAAGGUCCAGCGGAUAUUCUACUGAGUAAUGAGGUUGUAGGACAUUCUAUGUUACGACAGAAUGGAAAAAUUGGUCUUAUAACUGGCACAAAAAAUCCUAAAAUUACAGGCGGCUUAAGACAGAGGAGUACAAGACCAUCUGAAUUAAAUGAUCCAAUUGUUUUGUCUAGUGAUGAGGAGGAGGAGAAUAGUGGCAGCACUAGGAGCAUGGAAAUCAUUUCACCUGGUCUUGCAGAUUCAGCCCACUCCUCCCUAUCUCCUUCUACAGGAAAGGUGGAAGCAGCAUUAAAGGAAAACAGUUGUGGAAUAGAACAGAGAAUAGUUGUUUUGUCUAGUGAUGAUGAUGAGGACGAGAAUAGUGGCAGCACUAGGAGCAUGGAAAGCAUUUCACCUCGUCCUGCAGAUUCAGCCCGCUCCUCCCCAGCUCCUUCUACAGGAAAGGUGGAAGCAGCAUUAAAGGAGAACAGUUGUGGAAUAGAACAGAGAAUAGGUAGUAUAACAACAGAUACAGAAAUUGCAGUCACACUACCAAGAAAAGCAAGAAUGAAAGAUCAGUUUGGGAACAUUGUGUCUAACACUCCAAUAAAACGGCGCAAAGUUAUUUCUCAAGAGAUGGUAACCGAGGCUGUACCUCUAAAUUACCAAAACUCCUGUGAAAGUGUCAUUCUGAACUGCCGAAGCAUACGAAUAGGAAUGCUGCGCAGAAUGGUCGUGGAGCCUGUGAUUUUUUGCUUGGAUUAUAUCAAAAUACGCCUGGAGAGUCAAGAAGAAUCAGAAAGUGAUAUCAGAGAGAUUAACCUGAAAACUUCAGAGCUUACUAAAUGUGAAUGGUGUAGUGUCCGAAAAUUGCCAGUAGUUUUCCUACAAACAGUACCUUCAACCUGUAGCAGUCUGAGAGAUCAACUGAAAAUGAGUAAAGAUAAUGUCUGGUACGAAUGCAAAGGAGACAGUCAGGAAGAGCAGUAUAUAAUUUUAAUUUUUGAAACUGGUCUUGAUCCUCAUGCAAAUUCAAUAUUUGAAAAAAUAAUUAUGGACAUUGGUAUUAGAAAUAACAUUUCUGACUUCUUUGUGAAAAUUUCCUUUGAAGAAGCCAAUGCCAGGCUUGUUGCAUUUACUAAGUGCUUGGAGGACAAUUCCAAAGGAAGCCCAUCUCACAGAGAAAGCAAAAUAAAAAAUGUUGCUUCUGAGUCCAAAAUGCAGCAACGAAAUAAACAGUUACCAUUUUUUGAUGAUGAUGAAGAAAUUGGUGAACCACAUACAGUAUUUAUUGGUCCUAUAGAAAAGUUGAUAGUUUAUCCGCCUUCUCCAGCUAAAGGUGGUAUUUCUGUGACCAACGAAGACCUCCAUUGUCUAAAUGAAGGAGAAUUUUUAAAUGAUGUUAUUAUUGAUUUUUAUUUAAAGUAUUUGGUACUUGAAAAGCUGAAAAAAGAAGAUGCUGAUAGAAUACAUGUGUUCAGUUCAUUCUUCUAUAAACGCCUUAAUCAAAGAGAAAGAAGAAAUAUUCAUGAAACUUCAAACCAGACAAUACAACAGAAGCGACAUGGCCGAGUAAAAACGUGGACACGACAUGUUGAUAUUUUUGAGAAAGAUUUCAUUUUUGUUCCCCUUAAUGAAGCCGCCCACUGGUUUUUGGCUGUUAUCUGUUUCCCUGGUUUAGAAAAACCCAAAUAUGAACCAAAUCCCCAUUUCCAUGAAAAUGCUGCAAUGCCGAUGAAAUGUUCCUCUUCAGAUGGAGAGAGCAGCACACCAUCUCCUUUGCCAAAUGAAUUAGAUGCACAAAACUCGCCUUCCAAGUCUACAGCAAAGAAGACAUUUACCAAAAAGUACAGUACAGCUUUAACCGACCCAAACACUGAAAUAGAGGACAGUGAAUCUUCGUGUUGUAGAAGAAGUCCUUGUAGGGUGAAAAGUGCUUUCAAAAAACUGAAUCAAACAGACAGUGAUGUGGAAGAACCUAACACUGUGGAAUCAGCAUGCCAUAAACUAGACCAUAGAACUCUGGAUGAAAACGGUAUACAGGGUGAAUUCACAGCUGCUAGCCAAUCUAUGGGGAGGCUUUCUCAGUUCAUUGCUGGUGUGGAGGCUGAGCUCACCAAGCUGCAACAGAGUUUGUACCCAAGUGAACAAAGGAGCUGGCAUACUUUUAAAGAUGGAUUGCACAAAAUCAGACUAAACUAUAGUGAAGACUCAGCUGAUGGCAGUAAACUAAAUGAAGAUGAGCUUAUAGAUUUUUCUGAAGACCAAGAUAACCAGGAAGACAGUAGUGAUGAUGGUGGCCUUGUAGAUGAUAACUGUAAUUCAGAAAUGGGACAGUGGCACCUGAAGCCAACUAUCUGCAAACAGCCCUGCAUUUUGCUUAUGGACUCACUGAGAGGCCCUUCCCGGUCAAAUGUUGUGAAAACACUAAGGGAAUAUUUAGAGGUGGAAUGGGAAGUGAGGAAAGGCAGCAAAAGAAGCUUUUCCAAAGAUGUCAUGAAAGGUUCCAACCCAAAAGUGCCACAGCAGAACAACUUCAGUGAUUGUGGAGUGUACAUCCUCCAGUAUGUGGAGAGCUUUUUUGAGAAUCCCAUUUUGAGUUUUGAGCUACCAAUGAAUUUAACAGACUGGUUUCCACGCCCAAGAAUGAAAACCAAAAGAGAAGAAAUACGACAAAUAAUCCUGACACUCCAGGAACAGCAGAACAAGGACAAGAAGGGACAGAAAGACCCAAAUUCAAUUUUGCAGGAAAAGACAGAACAACUUACCAACAACAACUCAGACUGAAUGUUGUAUCUGUUGCAUGUUAGCUCCACAAUCAAAAGUGAAACCUACAUUACUGUCUGCCCAGACUAAAGAUUUGGCGUGUUCUCUGCUCAAAGUUACUUGGGAAUGUUUAAUGCCUGUAUAAAUGUGUGUCAUAAAAUGGUUUAAUUCCCACAAAGAUGUGUAUUAAGUGAGUCUGUACAUAUGUUAAUGAGGCCAACUUUUUCAGCAUUUGUAAUUACUUUUUUUCCACUUGAUAGGGAGCUUUUGUUAUGUAUUUCUGUUAAUAGAACUUCAAUAGCAACUUCUGAACAUAAAGGAAAUAAAGAAAAUAUAGGAUGAAA